AUGAUCGCAGAGGCAAACUUGGCCCAAGAUCGUUUUAAAGCUAUAGAUGCAAUCUUGGAAAACUAUGAUGUCUGGGGAGGCAGCUCAUCCAUCUCAAUGGCUCAGCUCCGAGACCAAGUGGCACAAGUUUACAGCCCCUCAGCUCCAGACUUCAUAUUCCACUGGUCAGCGUUCGCAAGGGUGGCCAUUGCGCUCGACCACGCCCAACGCCGCAUCGAAUACGGCACAGUGGACGAACUGCCGGAAAAUGCCGAUCCACUGGCCAAUCCUCCUUACGUUCUUAGCAGGAAGGUCAGGCCGACAAAUGACGCCAGCUAUUACCGGCCGCCUCGAGGCUUCAUUGGGAAGCGCCUCCCAGCUGGGUUCAAGACAGCUGAUCUUAACCAAAACCUGGAAGACCUGUCAAUGUUCCCAGCUGGAAAAGCCCAUCACCAGUCUCAACCAAUUCCGCCGUCCCCUCCGCCACCUCCGUUUCAGCCAAAGUUGCCCUCUAUUGGACCCCCCUCUUCGACGGGAAAAAGGAAAAAUCGACGAAGACACCGUCGUCAAACCUCAUCCGUCAAACAUGGAGAAGAGGCUCGAGGAGGCGAAAUCCCUCUCGCUCUACGAGUCUCAGCAACUCGUGAACCUGAAGCUAGCGGGUCAAACAUCAAAUUGUCAACCGCUCAGCCAAGCAGCAACCUGGCUGAUCGAAUUGCCCCGAUUCCGGCGACCAACGUCGCCGAAAAACAACCGACCCGACCCAUUUUCAAAGAGCAGAAAAGGAAAAGACAUGAGUCUCCUCCCUCCACGUCUUCUUCGUCCAAUUCUUCGUCGGAUGGAGACUUCAAUCCUCCGCCAGCACCAGCUGACUCUGAGGCACCAGCCUUCUCUGGGUCCGAGGGGGAAGACGAUGAUGAGAUACCAUUUCUGGCUCACAACGAACAUCUCUCCCCUGAGGCUUUUACCCCCCUUUCUUCGAAAAUUCAAAAAAUCGCUAUCAGAUACAAAUCAAAUAUUAAAAAGUACAUCUCUCUGUUCAAUUCCUGCGGUAACCGGCCGGCCAAUUGGCACAACAAACUCACCAAAGACCUACUGGAAUAUAAUUUCGUUGACCUACGAAAAUUAUACGGAGAAGUCUCGUCCAACGGGCCGUCGGAAUCAUUUCUCAAAGUCAAUGACGUCGGGAAGCUCAAAAGCAUCAAUGGUGCUCCUCCCAAAGAGAUCACGAACAGUGACCACUGGAAGGAUCUCAUGGCCGUGGCACGCCAUGCUUACAUCGCGGCAUUCCCCCCCGCUGCAGUAUCUAUCAAAAAGUACUUUGACUACAUCUUUGGUCUCCCUGGCCUUUUUCAAGCAAAGGUCAAUUGGGAAGACGUCCGUGACUUCGACGUCGAAAUGCGCAAGGAGUUCUCCUCUCGGCCAUGGCUGGUAUGGGGUGACUAUACCCAUGAAAGCCUCAGGGGCAUCGACAAUCGGGUGCUCUACAGCGCAGCCAGCAGACUUUCACAAACCGCCCGAGCAGCUAUACCAACACCUCUACCACCACGGGCCGAAACUCAAUCAACUCCUUAUACGACCAAAGCACCUCGCCCAGCUCAACCAAAAAAGCCCAGAGGUCGCCGCAACAAACCCAACUACACCGUCAAACCAGCCAAGGGCACGAUGAGUGCGACAGAAUACACAAUCUGUGCAACAAAGUUGGAUGCGAUGGCACUCAUCAAGGAGGCGUUGCUCACAAAUGAGCCUAACAGUUGUCGAUUUCUUCGAGGACUAGAAAUCGACGCGUUAUCUGAGGGCUACUCAGCCUCAGUCGAAUCCUCUCUCCACGCGGAGCCUCUUCCCGCAGCUCCUCCCAUAGAAUCCGAUCCGUUAGCCGCUUACGCUAUCAAACAAAGACCCGACAUUUUCAAAAUCACCUGUCCAAUAAACAUCAAAAAUUUCUCCCUUCUACUCAAAAAUCACCCCAACAGACCUUUCGUCGACUCAAUUGUGCUCGGGUUGUCGGAGGGUUUCUGGCCUCUCUCAGCCAAACCGUCAGAUGACAUUACCUAUCACGAAAACCAUGUGUCUGGGCCUGAAGCGGAAAAAACCCUGCAACAGGCCAGGGACAAAGAGCUCAAAGCAGGAAGAUAUUCCCCCCCAUUCUACACUCUCUUGCCGGGCAUGAAGGUUUCGCCUCUCUGCCUGGCAACCAACCCAAACUCGGGCAAAGUACGGACAUGUACAAAUAUGUCAUUUGGCCGACCAUCUCCCAACGACCUGAUUAACAAAGAGAAAAUCAAAAUAGACCUAGACUCUAUCGCUUCCUUCAUUCCCCAUUUACUCAUUCACCACCGUUCAAAUCAUCGAGUGCUAAUAUGGAAGUCUGAUGUGGACGGCGCUUUCAGAGUCCUGCCGGCAUCUCUACAAUGGCAACUACGACAAAUCGUCAAAAUAGGUAAGGCUUUCCACGCAGAUAGAAAUGUGAACUUUGGAUGCUCAAGUUCUCCAAAACUUUGGUGCUCGUUCUUUUCUCUGGUCUUGUGGAUUGCUUACUACGAAUUCGGCAUUACGGAACUGAACUCGUACAUGGACAACUCGUGGGGCUCAGACCUGACUUCCUCCCUCGUCAACUUCAAAGGUAGGAGUAUUCCUCGAAAUCAAGCAAAAUUCCUCACCAUCUUCGACUAUAUCGGUCUACCGUGGGCUUGGGAGAAACAGCUCCACGGUACGGUGCUAGAAGUAAUCGGCCACACCAUCGAUUGCGACAAGCUUUCAAUCACACUGUCUGAAAAGAAACGGUCAGAACUUAUCUCCGCCCUACGACUAUUCACCUCAAAGAUCUCCCAUCCCCUGGUGGAAUGGCAGCGCCUAACAGGCUGGGCCAACUGGGCGCUGAACAUCUUCCCUCUGGGAAGAUGGUCGAUUCAGUCCUCUUGGGACAAGAUGUCGGGUAAAUCAAUUCGCAGCGCUCACAUCCCACUUAACCGAACCAACAAAGAUGAUCUCAACUGGCUGGCCAAUGCACUGGAAGCCUGGGAAGGAAGUCGGCCUUGGCAUAUGGCGCCCGGCCACAGCCAUGGGAUGGUGUUACUCCCUGCCGCCCCCAGCCCGUAA
This is a messenger RNA of Melampsora larici-populina 98AG31, 3078 nucleotides long. RefSeq lists its product as uncharacterized. The transcript has 3 exons. Lineage: Eukaryota; Fungi; Basidiomycota; Pucciniomycetes; Pucciniales; Melampsoraceae. Bases 1 to 3078 code for a protein of 1025 amino acids. The record is from RefSeq and is a predicted model, not a curated record.